CGUUCCUUGUUUAUUCAUUCCCGCCGGCCGGCCGCGACCCUCUCCUGGACCCCGACUCCUUCCAUCCUUUCUCUCUUCCCCACCGACGCCGUCGCCUCUCCUCCGAGCCCUCGCACAAGGGGAGAUGGAUUUGGGGGCAGAGCAGCAGCAGCAGCAGCAGCACGGCUGCGAGCAUUACACGAGGGGGUGCCGGAUACGGGCGCCGUGCUGCGGCGAGGUCUUCGGCUGCCGGCAUUGCCACAACCAAGCAAAGAAUUCGAUCCAGGUCGACUUCCGCGACAGGCACGAGAUCCCUCGCCACGAAAUCACCAAGGUUAUCUGCUCUCUCUGCAGCAAAGAACAGGAUGUGCAACAGAACUGCUCUGAUUGUGGGGCGUGCAUGGGAAAAUACUUCUGCAAAACAUGCAACUUCUUUGACGAUGAUAUCUCCAAGAAUCAGUAUCACUGUGAUGGAUGCGGCAUCUGCAGAACUGGUGGCAGUGAUAACUUUCACUGCGAAAAAUGCGGGUGUUGCUACAGCAAUGUCUUGAAGGAUUCUCAUCACUGUAUAGAAGGAGCAAUGCAUCACAACUGCCCUGUCUGCUUCGAGUAUCUGUUUGACUCGACGAUGGACAUCAGUGUACUGCACUGUGGGCACACGAUCCAUCUGGAAUGCCUGAACGAGAUGAGAGCUCAUAACCACUACGCAUGUCCGGUAUGCUCGCGUUCCGCCUGCGACAUGUCUGCCGUGUGGCAGAAGCUUGAUCAGGAGGUCGCCGCCACACCGAUGCCAGAGUUCUACCAGAAGAAGAUGGUAUGGAUCCUGUGUAACGACUGUGGGGUGACGUCGAGCGUUCGCUUCCACGUCCUGGCACAUAAGUGCCCCGGAUGUGCCUCCUACAACACCAGGGAGACGAGGGGUGGCCCGGCUACUGCGGCGGCAUGCUCAAGAGUCUGAGCACUACGAUGAUAGGACACACACAUUUACAGGUGGGAUACUAUCCAGGAAUUGAUCAAGAUGAUGGAGCAUUCGAUUCAAGCUGGUAGCCUGAAGCUGCUACUAGUGCUUGCUGCAGUAGGAAGCAAGUGAGGGGGAGGCGUCUCUCCUCUCUGAACAGACCAGGAAUGGCUGUGCCAUCGCGGUUGCUCGUUCCAAACCAGAGAACAACAAAACUCAGCUACGCUUGCACCAGUCUGCUUUGAUCGGUGUGAGUUGCCCGUGAUACAUGAACCUAUCUAGAGAGCUCCUAAUUAGGACAUCAGCAAUUACACACCAAAAGCAUAGGAAGUGAGUGAUAUAUAUGGCGAUGUUGCACCUGGAUACUUGUUGCUCUUUCUGUUGGUAAUCCAUUGUUGCUUCGAUA
Molecule: messenger RNA, 1343 nt
Organism: Lolium perenne
Lineage: Eukaryota; Viridiplantae; Streptophyta; Magnoliopsida; Poales; Poaceae
Product: E3 ubiquitin-protein ligase RZFP34
Biological process (GO): ubiquitin-dependent protein catabolic process; protein ubiquitination
Cellular component (GO): nucleus
Molecular function (GO): zinc ion binding; ubiquitin protein ligase activity
Source: RefSeq, a predicted model, not a curated record